Messenger RNA from Prorocentrum cordatum, 571 nucleotides. The record is from the annotation of a GenBank genome assembly. NCBI's taxonomy places the organism in Eukaryota, Dinophyceae, Prorocentrales, Prorocentraceae.
GGGCACGGUGGCGGAUCUGGCAAUCCAUCGCAGUUCAUUGGGAGAGCGCAUUGGCCAGCCUCGUCGGCGCCUGGCCAUGCCAGCACGAACGCGCAGCCUGGUCGCGGUGCUGGCCCUGACUCUCAACGCAAGCGGCGCCGCGGGCUUCAGCCACGCAGACCUGGCACGCCAGAAUUACGACGACCCGAUGGAGGGAAUGUGGUGCGUAGGCUUGACCGCCAGCGGCUUCGAGCAGAGCACCCGGGCGGGCAGGAGCGGCCAGUUCUCCGAGCCCGCGAGAGCCGCGAUCGCGCAUUUUAGCAGCGAGGGCGCCAACUGCUUCCGGGUGCCCAUCACCUGGGAGCGGCUGCAGUCGACGCUGAACAGCACGGAGCUGGACCCCGUGGACGGGUUCCUGGACACGAUCGACUACAUCACCCUGGAGCUCGAGGGGUACGCCGUCGUGGUGCCCUACGAGGGGAUCGGCGGAGGCCUCCGCUACCAGGACGAGAACGUGGGCCUCGGGGGGUACGAUGUCGGAUCAACCUCUGGACUGCAAUCGCCAAGCAGUUUGCGUCAAAUGACCGCGUGA